Arabidopsis lyrata subsp. lyrata is the source of this 581-nucleotide messenger RNA. RefSeq lists its product as uncharacterized. The record is from RefSeq and is a predicted model, not a curated record. The transcript has a single exon. Lineage: Eukaryota; Viridiplantae; Streptophyta; Magnoliopsida; Brassicales; Brassicaceae. Gene Ontology annotation, molecular function: RNA-DNA hybrid ribonuclease activity; nucleic acid binding. The coding region runs from base 18 to 581 and encodes 187 amino acids.
CAUUCUUGUUAAAAGUUAUGAAACAGGAGAGUGUGCCUCUCAGGAUUAGAAUGGCGAUUCCAUGGAUCUUGUGGGGAAUUUGGAAGCACCGAAAUGAAGUUUUAUAUGCUGGGAAACAGGGUGAGUUGAAUGCUCUGGUCAGUCACGCAAUAGAAGAAGCAGAAGAGUGGAACAAGAUUAAGGAGUUACAACCGCAAACUUCCAUGAGUAAUGUCCCGGUUUUGCGAAGAGAAGGUCAUUGGGUCAAACCCCCGAAUGAUUUUCUUAAGUGUAACCUCCAUACGUCUUGGUUAAAUGAUUCACAUAUGUGUGGUGGAGCAUGGAUGGUUAGAAAUCAUCAGGGAGAUGCAGUUUUUCAUGCGAGAGAAAUGUUUCUUCCUGCUUCAAAUCGUAUUGCAGCGGAAUUACGAGGGAUGCUUUGGGUUUUAAGGAGCCUCUUAGAUUUACAUUUGGAUAACAUUGAAAUUUGGUCAGACUGCAGUGCUGCUAUUGAAGCCAUUAUUGAUCCAUCCAACUGGCCAAGGUUCUUACCUCGACAAGGUACACAGGUUAAUCUCCUCCUUUCAUCAAAUAGUGUUUAA